UCCGCUUAGCGUACAGCCUCAGGGUGCUGGACUUGGGGUGAAACCCGAGAAGAAACAAUAGACGUUCGUCUUUUAUAUAUGCUAUAUAUAUAUAUAUAUAUAUAUAUACACACACACACACACGUACACCUGGGAAACGAAAGCUGCUCACUCACAGCAGCGCCAUUGAUGGUAAUGGGGACAUUUGCUUCUCUACACCUUCAGAAGUCCACUAUCAUCUCUUUUGUCUUUGUGACGUUAAGGAUGAGAUGAUUCUUUUCGCACCUUGUAAGCUGCCUCAUCACCUUUGGUGAUAAGACCCAUCACUGUUGUGUUGUCCACAAAACCUGAAACAAUGAAAUUGGAGUUGUUAGUGGCCGUGCAGUUGUGGUGUAGCGUGAGUACAGGAGAGGGCCCAGUACACACCCCUGUGGAGCACCAGUUUUCAUUAUGACUGGGGAUAAGGUGAUGCUGCCCAGUCUGACCACCUGGUGUCUGUCAGACAGGAAGUUAAGGAUCCAGCUGCAGAGAGAGCUGCUCAAUCCUAGAUCCUGCAGUUUCAUGUCCACCCUUUAGGGAACAAUGGUAUCCUUACUGGAUAAUAAUUAACACACUCUAUGAAUGGAAAGAGUUGUAGAUGUUGUAGUUGUAGAUGAAUCUGAAACCAAUUUGGGCCAGCUGAAAAAUUCUGUGAUAAUUCCAUUAUGAUUUAAAUUCUAAGACUAGUAUAGAAAGUGAAUUCCCAUCAAUUUCCAUCUCUACAUCUAUUCAAAAACAACCUUGACCUUUUCAGUAACGUGAAAUUUUGUGGUUUCUGUAAUAUCAUGAUAUUUUAUCUCGCAUUAAACUUUACUCCCCUAAGCUUUAAUAUUAUAUCAAACUCACCAGGUAGAUGUGUCAAUUAAACAGUGUUUACUGUCUAAUGGACACGUUUUGUUAACAAAAUAAUUAUAUAUUGCUGCCUUAUUGGGUUCUAUAUCUGUCACUUUUGCAUUUAGCAUGUUUUUGUUUUUUGUUUUUGUUCUCCAGGUUUCUGCUCCAGGAUUUUUGUUUGACAGUGACAGCAUCUAUUUUUACAUUUUCAGCAUAGAGACAUUACACUGAUAAUCACUGGAAUGAUGGGAGUUCCUGCAUCCUGUGUGGUGGUGCUAACAUUCAUUCUUUACAGCCACAGUUUGAAAAUACAAAGUACUCUGCAUGUGUCUAAAAGUUCUCAGGAAAAUGUUCUGAAUCCCAGUAAAUGUGUGUCCAGGACUAAUCAGCAGCAGAUAAUAGCAAAUCCAUACAACUUCUCUGUGGAUCUUCGCAUGCCUGGUGUUAUCCCAACUGGGUCGGACACUUACCUUUGCAUGGCAUUUCCAGUUCCAACUAGGCAAGAUGCAUAUAUUGUGGACUUCAUACCUCUUGCCAGUAUGGAUACAGUCCAUCACAUGCUGCUGUUUGGCUGUCAGACCCCUGUGUCCACCAACAGCUUUUGGGACUGUGGCAGUGUGCAAGGCACUUGUGAGGAUGAAGCAGCAAUUAUGUAUGCCUGGGCUCGAAAUGCACCACCUACCAAAUUACCCAAAGAUGUUGGCUUUAAAGUUGGAAGAAGUUCAGGAAUGUCCUACUUUGUACUGCAGAUUCAUUACGGAGAUAUUAGUGCUUUCAAAGAUCACCAUAGAGAUUGCUCAGGACUUACUUUAAGAAUGACUUCUAGGCCGCAGCCAUUCAUUGCUGGCAUAUAUUUGCUCAUGUCUGUGGACACAGUUAUCCUUCCAGGACAAAGAGUUACAGAUGCAGAUGUCGCAUGCGAUUAUACUUCAUAUCCAAUCUACCCAUUUGCCUUCAGGACCCACACACACCGCCUUGGUAAAGUGGUCAGUGGCUACAGAAUCCGAGAUGGGAAGUGGACCCUGAUUGGGAGACAAUCCCCUCAGCUACCACAGGCUUUCUAUCCUGCUAACAAGCAGGUGACUGUGAAAUAUGGUGAUACCCUUGCUGCCAGAUGUGUGUUCACUGGUGAGGGUAAAACCUCAAAAACUUACAUUGGCGGUACUUCUGAUGAUGAAAUGUGCAACUUCUAUAUAAUGUAUUACAUGGAAAGCAGACAUGCUAUCCCUUACAUGAACUGCAUGGAGAUGGGUUCUGAAGAGCUGUUCCAACAUAUUCCCCCUGAGGCAAAUGUACCCAUUAAUGUCAGUCCAAGCCAUAUGAAUUCUGUGAUGCAUCUGGGACAAUCCACAGAUGAUCGUGACUACGCAGUUGUGCUGGAUACAAAUAAACUAGAAACUGUGGAUCAGGACUACCAUUUUGAGCAAGUUUCAGCUUGGCCACAGAGUUCACUUCAGCUAGGACAGGUGUCAGGACUUGCUCUUGACUCAGAUUCUAACUUGGUCAUUUUUCACAGAGGUGACCACCACUGGGGAGCAGACUCUUUUAACAAUCAGGCAAGAUACCAGCAGAGGUCCCUAGGACCAAUUCAGCAGUCUGCCAUUUUAGUUGUGGAUCCAUCCAAGGGCAGUAUCUUGAAGGCUUCUGGCAGAAACAUGUUUUUUUUGCCUCAUGGAAUAACAGCAGACAAAGAGAAUAAUUACUGGGUGACUGAUGUGGCUCUUCAUCAGGUGUUAAAAGUUAGCAGUGAUGGCAAAGACAAAACCUUGAUGGCAUUAGGAGAGGCCUUUAUACCAGGGAGUGACAACAACCAUUUCUGCCAGCCCACUGAUGUGGCAGUUGACACUGAAAGUGGGAACAUCUUUGUCUCUGAUGGUUACUGUAAUGCCAGGAUAAUUAAGUUCUCUGCUGAUGGCAAAUACCUGUCUGAGUGGGGUGCAGGCUCAUCAGACAGGAGAAGGCGAAUACCUUUUCAUAUUCCCCACAGCCUGGUGUUACUUCCUGAUAAAAAGGAAAUUUGUGUGGCAGAUAGAGAGAAUGGACGCAUCCAGUGCUUUAUAGCAGAAACUGGAGAGUUUGUCAAGGAAAUUAAAAAAGAUGAAUUUGGAGGGGAAGUGUUUGCUAUCUCCUACAGCCCUACUGGGGAUGGCUUGAUUUUUGCAGUAAAUGGGGAAUCGCUAUCUCGUCCAGUUCCAAUUAGAGGUUUUGUUAUAGAUUAUUCAACCAAGGAUAUUUUGGACACCUUUAGCCCUAACAAAAAGGAGUUCAAAAUGCCUCACGAUAUAGCUGAAACUAGGGAUGGCAGUGUUUUUGUUGGGGAUGCCAGCAGCAAAUCCGUCUACAAGUUUACAACAGAGAAGUUGCAUCAUUCUGUCAAGAAAGCUGGAAUUGAAGUUCAAGAACUUGAAGGUCAGUAAUUGGAUACCUGGAGGCAGCAGGUACAUAAUCUUUGAAUCCAUAAGGGGCAGGCAGCUAUUCAUAACAGUGAGUCACAGACAUUUAAGAUGUGACGUCUAGUGAUGCCUGAUGGAAUAAAUAGUGAUUUGAAAAGAAAAUGGUUUUAAAUUAAAAGUUUCCUAACUUUGAGGCAACCACUUAAAUUGAGACCUAAUGAGAUCAAAGGAAAAUGUUGACUGACACUUUUGGCAUAGGAAACUGGAAUGUGUACUAGCAACCAAUGCAAGCAAUGUGCAACGAGUGAAUCAUAUCACUCGCUCACAUAUCACAAUCAUAGUGUAUAGAUGGCACUUAAGGGGGGUGGCUGUAAGCUCAGGUGGUUGAGCAGGUCACCGACUAACCUGAAGGUUGGUGGUUCAAUCCUAGUCUGCUCCAGUCUGCAUGCCAAAUAUCCUUUGGCAAGAUAUUAACCCCAGGUUGCUCUCUCUUUGAGUGGAGCUCAGAGUAGAAAAGCACUAUAUACGAACCAAUCCAUCUGCAUUGCCUUAGCGCAAAGGAUAAUGUCUUCUAAGGUAUAUAAUCUCAUUUAUUCAUCCAUCCAUCCAUCCAUCCAUUCGCUUCCACUUAUCCUUUUUAG
This is a messenger RNA of Haplochromis burtoni (Burton's mouthbrooder), 3886 nucleotides long. It is a transcript of the gene pam, whose product is annotated as peptidylglycine alpha-amidating monooxygenase. Gene Ontology annotation, biological process: peptide metabolic process. Gene Ontology annotation, cellular component: extracellular region; membrane. The coding region runs from base 1095 to 3269 and encodes 724 amino acids. The transcript has 21 exons. The record is from RefSeq and is a predicted model, not a curated record. Gene Ontology annotation, molecular function: peptidylglycine monooxygenase activity; protein binding; copper ion binding. Lineage: Eukaryota; Metazoa; Chordata; Actinopteri; Cichliformes; Cichlidae.